GGGGAGGGUUUACAUCGCGGCAAAGUUCCCGGAUGGUCGCAGCCUCCCGGCGCUGGGAGCUUUUCCUGCCCUGUCGGCUCAGCCCUACAGACUCCGGAGAAGUUUCCCAGGGGGGGAAAAAAAAAUGCCCGGCGCGCCGCGGGGCCCUGGAGUCGCCUGGAGCCGCUGCGUGGAGAUGAUGCCUUUUUCAGGGAUGGUUUUCUCUCAGGCUCCUAUCUCGCUUGCCCUGUCUCCUGUAUCCCUGAACAUGCCUUCCACCAGUAUCUUUUAACGGGCAAAACUGGGAGUCGGACGGUGGCGCAGCGGGUUAAGCGCACGUGGCACGAAGCACAAGGACCAGCUUAAGGAUCCCGGUUUGAGCCCCCGGGUCCCCACCUGCAGGGAGGUUGCUUCAUAGGUGGUGAAGCAGACUUAUCAGCAAGACUGUUGAAAGUAUAACUGUCCAAGAUGCCUGUCCCACCACCCCCAGCACCCCCACCUCCACCAACAUUUGCUCUGGCCAAUACAGAAAAACCUUCCUUGAAUAAGUCAGAGCAGGCUGGGAGAAAUGCCCUUCUCUCUGACAUCAGCAAAGGAAAGAAACUAAAGAAGACAGUUACCAAUGAUAGAAGUGCACCAAUAUUGGACAAGCCUAAAGGAGCUGGCGCAGGUGGUGGAGGAGGUGGCAGCAGUGGUGGCGGUGGUGGUGGAGGCGGCAGUGGAAGUUUUGGAGGGGGAGGACCUCCUGGUCUGGGAGGACUGUUCCAGGCUGGAAUGCCGAAGCUAAGGUCCACGGCCAACCGGGAUAAUGAUUCUGGAGGAGGCCGACCCCCAGUAUUGCCGCCAGGAGGAAGAUCUACAUCGGCCAAGCCUUUCUCACCCCCAGGUGGCCCAGGGAGGUUCCCUGUGCCUUCUGCGGGCCACAGAAGUGGGCCCCCAGAGCCUCAGAGGAACCGAAUGCCUCCCCUAAGACCUGAUGUGGGCUCAAAGCCUGACUGUGUCCCCCCUCCAGUACCUAGUACACCAAGACCUAUUCAAUCAAGUCUGCACAACCGGGGGACCCCACCAGUGCCAGGGGUUCCCAGGCAGCCCAACCCUGGACCUACGCCUCCCCCUUUUCCUGGAAACAGAGGUGCUGCUUUUGGAGGAGGCUCCAUCCGCCAGAGCCCCUCAGGCUCCUCCUCUGCCUUCUCCAACAGGCCUCCCCUUCCCCCUACCCCCAGCAGGUCCUUGGAUGACAAGCCCCCACCUCCGCCUCCCCCCAUGGGCAACAGGCCCGCCAUCCACAGGGAGGCCUUUCCUCUCCCUCCCCCUCAGAACAGCAAGCCCCCAGUACCUUCCACUCCCAGACCUUCCUCCUCACAGGCCCCGCCACCCCCGCCACCACCCAGCAGGCCUGGCCCCCCACCCCUGCCUCCAGGUUCCAGUGCCAGUGACGAAAUCCCAAGGCUGCCACAGCGGAAUUUGUCUCUCUCUUCCUCGGCACCUCUCAUACCUGCGUCCGGACGCUCUGGCCCUCUUCCUCCCCCGCCCAGUGAAAGACCCCCUCCUCCAGUGAGGGACCCGCCGGGCAGAUCAGGCCCUCUUCCACCACCUCCUCCAAUAAACAGAAACGGCAGCACGUCUCGGGCCCUGCCUGCCACCCCUCAGUUGCCGUCUAGGAGUGGACUAGACAGUCCCCGAGGUGGACCCCGGCCUCCUCUUCCUCCUGACAGGCCAGGUGCUGGGGUGCCUCCCCCACCUCCACCAACAACAUCAAUUAGAAAUGGCUUCCAAGACUCUUCAUGUGAAGAUGAGUGGGAAAGCAGAUUCUUCUUCCAUCCAAUUUCUGAUUUACCACCUCCAGAGCCAUAUGUGCCAACAACCAAAAUUUAUCCCAGUAAAUUGGCAAGAAAUGAAAGCCGAAGUGGAUCCAACCGAAGAGAAAGGGGCGCCCCACCGCUUCCUCCUAUCCCGAGGUGAUCCUUGCCUGCGCUUCUCCACCCAGACCGAAGGCUACUUCUGUUCUUUCUGUCCGAGUUGUACACACCCUCCUCCACUUGUCUACCUUUACCCCUUUCAUAUUGACAGUGGGAGAAGGUAGGGAGAUGUGGCAAUCUAUGCGUGUGCGCAGGGUGGGAAUCCAGUGAAGAGAUACACCUAGCUUUUUAUAUUGUGUAUAUUCUCAAUGCUAUUGCUUGCUUCAGCUAUGGCCUGCCAGUGUGGGCUAUUUGGGGAUUCGCAGAUUUUUGUGGCAAGUAGGUAGAGAUGAAUUGUGUCCCAGCUUUCCAACAACCAAAUUCAAACACCCUCACAUAUACAGGUAUAAUGGUUAAGAAAGAAAGAGAGAGAGAGAGAGAGAAAGAAGAGAAAAGAAAAGAAAGGAAGAAAAGGAAAGAAAGAGAAACUCAUUAAUGCACUUAUUUGAGCCUUUAAUGAUUAAAGUCCCUGAGAGCUGCCUUUUUUUUUGUAUACUUGGCCUCCAGUCUGUUCCCAAGAACCACAGACCACCUAAGCAAGUUGCUGAGUGAAGGCUCAUACGAACAUUUAGUUAUAGGAUGUCCAAUCUUGGGCAGUCUGAGAUAGGCUCUAGGACAGAGCUAUCCAAUAUAAGUGUGAGCCACUUACGCAAUUUCUAAACUUCCAGUAGCCACAAUAGAAGAAAUAUGUGAAAUCCAUCUUAAUAUAUCUCAUAUACAAAAUAUUAUCAUUCCAGCCUAUAAUAAUCACUAUAGCAAUUACUUAUGAGAUUUGUCAUUCUUUGUUUUUGGUACGACGUCUCCUAAAUUCAGGGUGCAGUUUCUACAUAGAGAACAUCUCCAUUCGAACUGGCUACGUUUCAAGUACCCAACAGCUACGUGUGGUUAGUAUCUAGUGGCUGCCAUAUUGGACAGUACAAGUCUAGUGGAGAGAGGCUAGUGCAAAAACCUCUUGUUCAGAAAAGAAAAGAUAGAAGAUAGAAGGCAAGGUGAGCUUUAGUUAAUUCAAGAGGAAACUAAAAUAAAAUCAGGACCUACAUCUCAUUUGGCAGACAGUUUGGCAUUAGAUUCUGUUCCCUUGCUUUCCCUCUUCUCUUAAUGACAAUGUAAGUGUCGCUUCACAAUCCCAAGGUCAGAAAUUGUUCUAACAGAGUUUGCUGUCCUAUAGAACAAAGCCAUCAGAAAGAAAUUUAGAUCCAGACUGGGGCUUCUGAGCUCAGAACCACCUGGUUUGUGCAUUUACCUGUCAGUCGGACUCCUUCCAGCUUUGCGUGUUUGAAGCAGCUUCUUUCUUCUGCCACCCAGCUUGCUCCUCAGGGCGAGGAGGGUUGUAGGCACUGUAAUUUGGGGGUUUGGGGUGGGGUUUGUCUAGAAAAGUUAGCAACUGAGAAAUGUAGAUGAAGGAAACAGAUCUGUGUUGAUUAGGCAAAACUCUGCAGAUCUAAAGUGCAUGUGAAUGAGGUUGAGAGAGAGAAAACGGCUACUGGAAACUGAAGCGAACUUGCUUUGAAUCUGUCUUUUCUGAAGAAUCAUUUGCCUUGGGUCUAUGCAAAUAAAGCUCCACUAGUGGACCAUAGGGAAGAUCCAGUCUUGCCUUUUUUAUAUGACUUUGUUUACAAAACUUUUAUUGGGACUUUUACAACUAGCUAUAAAGCUGGAAAAAAUUUUCCAUUUAGAUAUUUUAUAUGGUUAUGUGUAAAAUUACUGUUAUUUUUUUAAAAGCACAUGACCACAUAUGUAUAUCUACCUAACUGUGUAUCAUGAUUUUAGUGUACUGUUUGUCUAUUACUAGGAGAUGCAAAUAAGAAAUCAAUCCAAAGAAAUUUUUGAAAGACGCAUUCCUAUUUAUAGAAUAACGGUUUCAUGUCUGUAAAAGCACAAGGACUUAGAAUCCUAAUUAAUGCACUAUCUAAUAAAUUAUGUAGUUGAUGAUUUGAAUAUACUGUAUUUUUAUAACUUUCCUUACCUAAGUUCUGGGUUUAGUACAUUAGAGAACUUAGUUUUUCCCUCUCUCCUCUGCAGGUACAGUCCUAAAAUGUUGUUUUGUUUUGUUUCGGUUUUAAGAAAAAAGGGUCACAGCUCAAAGUUGCCAUUUACCCAUUGUAGAAUGCUUUAGAAUGUAUCGUCUAGGUGAAUGCUUCAUCGAUAAGCAUACACUCCUUCUUUGAAAGUUUGCAACUAAAUUGCACCCAAAGUAAAUGCUAUCUCAAAUCUUCAACUAUGGAAUAUCAUAUAAGUGAAUAUUUUAUUUCCUGAAAUCAGAGCUUGCAAGUGCUUUUUUUUCCCCAUAAAAUUUUCUGAUAAGUGUAUUCAAGAUGCAAUACAGUGUUUUAACAUUCACAUAUCAUUUUAUAUUGAAAUGUAUUACAGUAUUAAAAUUCAGUGUUCAGUAUUUAUUUCACUAUGCAUUUUAUUUAGUAAAAGCUGAAAAAAGUGUUUAAUCCAAUGGUGCCUUACUUUGUGAUUUGAAAGAAAUCGAUUUUUUUUAUGUCUAAGUAGCAGAUUAUUUGCAUUUUUGUAAAAACUGUGAGGCCUUUAUCACUUAACUUGUAAUGCCAAUUUUGUUAUUUUAGUAGCAGGAAUAUGGGAUGAUUGUUAAAGUGCCCAAAAUUUUUUGGCAUGAAAUAGGUCUUUCCCUGCUUAUGUAAAAAAAAAAAAAAAAAAAAAAAGACUGUAAAUGAAAAGUGUUUUACAUACCACUGCACGAUGUAAACAUGCACAUUUUGGUAUCUACGGCAUCAGGAUAGUUUAAAUGGUGGGGUAGAGUCUACUCCACACAUCUGGGGUUUUGUAAGUUAGCCAGCCAAUAAAUAAAAGCAAAAUAUGAGUGUCAA
This is a messenger RNA of Erinaceus europaeus (western European hedgehog), 4771 nucleotides long. RefSeq names its product WAS/WASL interacting protein family member 1 (gene WIPF1). The record is from RefSeq and is a predicted model, not a curated record. NCBI's taxonomy places the organism in Eukaryota, Metazoa, Chordata, Mammalia, Eulipotyphla, Erinaceidae. Gene Ontology annotation, molecular function: actin binding. The transcript has 10 exons. The coding region runs from base 448 to 1941 and encodes 497 amino acids.